GUAUAAUCUAGUGGACGGAACGCUUCUUUCAACAGUAGCAACCGUUAGUCAGCCACCUCUGUAGCUUGCUAGCCAAAAUAGCUUUAGACGCUUUAGUGUAUAUUAGCCACUGCGUUUUAAACCCACUCCUGUCGUCUAGUUAGUUAUCCGAUUUAAUUUCAUAUUUACGAUGUUGUUGUUAUUAGUCAGCUAGCGGGCUGAUUACGUUAUCACUAGCCUAGCUAGCUAACAUCCCCGACCAUGAGUUCACGAAGCUACUCUCCUCCUGCUAAAGAAGCUCUCGUCAAAGAAGAGGAGGAAGAGGAGGAUGUCACUAUACAAAAACAAGUAGAGGGUGAAGCUGUUACAGUGAAAGAAGAAGAGAAAGACGUUUCAGUGAAAGAAGAGGAAGACGCGUUCAGAGUGAAAGAGGAGGAGGAAGUUACAGUUAAAGAAGAGGAGGAAGAGAAAGAGGAAGAUGCAGGAGUGGAGGAGGAGGGGGGGAUGACUGUCACAUUGAAAAAGGAGGAGGAAGAAGAGGAGGAAAUUGGAUAUCUGGGUCCGGUUUCCCAAAGCCAUAUUAAGGCAUCCAAUGGUUCUAACGAUGAACUUAGCCGUAAGAUGGUUUUGGGAAACCGUUCCCUGAUUAACACUAGAGAGAGACGUGACUACCGUGGAUCCUCUGGGGAGCCUCAACAACAUCAUGAAGCUGACGAGGCAGAGAAGAGUCUUUCCACAUCAGAACAUCUCAAGAAACAGCAGCGGAAACGCACAGGGAAGAAACCUCACUGCUGCUCUGACUGUGGGAAGAGAUUCACCUCUUCAGCAGACCUCAAAAGACAUCAGAGAAUCCAUACAGGAGAUAAACCGUACAGUUGUGAUCAAUGUGGGAAGAGAUUUACUGAUCUAAGCAGCCUGAAAAGACACCAGAGAAUUCACACGGGAGAGAAACCUUACAGCUGUGAUCAAUGUGGGAAGAGUUUUAAUGUUCCAAGCAGCCUGAAAACACACCAAAGAAUUCACACGGGAGAGAAACCUUACAGCUGUGAUCAAUGUGGGAAGAGUUUUGUUUCAUCUAGCCAGCUGACUGUACACCAGAGAAUACACACAGGAGAGAAAUGUUAUAGCUGUGAUCAAUGUGGGAAGAGUUUUGUUUCAUGUAGCCAGCUGACUGCACACCAGAAAACACACACAGGAGAGAAAUCAUAUAGCUGUAAUCAAUGUGGGAAGAGAUACUCUGGUAAAAGAUCUCUGAUUAGACAUCAGAAAAUACAUGAAGGAGUUUCAUGACAUCAAUGAAAUGUCACAAUGUAGAAGCCGAAACAUUUUCACCUUGUUCUAUUGAUUUCAGUGUUGUGUUUUCAUGAAUUGAAUACCAAGUGUGUCAUCAGUCAUCUUGCCGUCAGCAUGGCAAAGAGGUGGCUACUUUGAAGAGUCUCAAAUAUAAAAUAUAUUUUGAUUUGUUUAACA
Salmo salar (Atlantic salmon) is the source of this 1449-nucleotide messenger RNA. RefSeq lists its product as uncharacterized. Gene Ontology annotation, cellular component: nucleus. The record is from RefSeq and is a predicted model, not a curated record. Gene Ontology annotation, biological process: regulation of transcription by RNA polymerase II. Lineage: Eukaryota; Metazoa; Chordata; Actinopteri; Salmoniformes; Salmonidae. Gene Ontology annotation, molecular function: DNA-binding transcription factor activity, RNA polymerase II-specific.